Molecule: messenger RNA, 2122 nt
Organism: Thermothielavioides terrestris NRRL 8126
Lineage: Eukaryota; Fungi; Ascomycota; Sordariomycetes; Sordariales; Chaetomiaceae
Exons: 2
Coding region: 325-1920 (531 amino acids)
Biological process (GO): aldehyde metabolic process
Cellular component (GO): cytoplasm
Molecular function (GO): aldehyde dehydrogenase (NAD+) activity
Source: RefSeq, a predicted model, not a curated record
ACGGCGUCGGGUGGCCCACCCCGAGCUGCAUUAGCGUCCUGGGGAGCUUGUGCCUCGGUUCACUGCCCUGAUUUCGAUCUGGGGACCUUGCGCUCACACCGAGGGGACCUCCUCCUAGAAAGUCCAAUGAGCUUGCAACGGGAUCGGGACGAUUCCGAGUUUCUAUCACCACGGCGGCGACUUAGUUGCCCCGCGACCUGACGUCGACUCCCACCUAUUUUGGGCUGCGCUUCCCCGAGUCUCUGCUCCUCCCGACUUUGCUCCUCAUCCGGUCUGCCCAGCAGUCGCAUAUCCAACCCACCCACCCUUCGGAGAGGAGCAGCCAUGGCCACCGCAGCUUCGCUUCCCGAAUUCCAGGCCACGGCCCUGGAUACCAUUCCCGGCAUUGCCAGCACCGUGCGCGGCACCUUCCGCACACACAAGACGAAAAAGCUGCAAUGGCGCCAGAUGCAGCUGCGCAAGCUGUACUGGGCCCUGGAGGACUACCAGCCGCAGCUGCUCGCCGCGCUCAAGCAGGACCUGCACAAGUCCAGCUUCGAGGCGCUGCUCACCGAACUCGACUGGGUGAAGAAGGACUGCCUGUUCAUGCUCGACCAUCUCGAGAAGUUCGCCAAGGACGAGAAAUUGGGCGCUCCCCAUGUCCCCGUGACCUUCUCCCUGAUGAAGUUCCGGAUCCGGAAAGAGCCCGUGGGUGCUGUGCUCAUCAUUGGCCCCUACAACUUCCCGGUCCAGCUCCUCCUGGCUCCUCUGGUCGGCGCCAUCGGCGCUGGCUGUACGGUCGUGCUCAAGCCGUCGGAGCUCACGCCGGCGACCGCAGCGGUCAUCAAGGAGAUGCUGGAGAAGAGGCUCGACACUACGGCCUUGGCGGUCGUCAACGGCGGCAUUCCCCAGACUAAUGCGCUUAUGAAUGAGAAGUGGGACAAGAUCUUCUUCACAGGCAGCGCCGCGGUGGGCACCAUCAUCGCGAAGAAGGCCGCCGAGACCCUGACGCCCGUCGUCCUCGAGCUCGGCGGCAAGAACCCUGCUUUCAUCAGCAAGCACGCCAACCUUGCGCUGGCCGCCAGGCGCCUGAUGUGGGGCAAGACUAUGAACGCGGGCCAGGUGUGCCUGUCGCAUAACUACGUGCUCGUCGACAAAGACGUCGUUCCGACCUUCAUCGAGUUCCUCAAGCAGGCGUACAGGGAGAUGUUCCCCAACGGCGCCAAGGCGAGCCCCGACCUGGGCCGCAUCGUCAACCAGCGACACUUCCACCGGCUGAAGAAGAUGCUCGACGACACCAAGGGCAAAAUCGUCCUCGGCGGCUCCAUGGACGAGUCCGAGAACUUCAUCGAGCCGACCGUGGUGCUUGUCGAUUCGGUCGACGACUCGAUGAUGCAGGAGGAGUCCUUUGGUCCAAUCUUCUCCAUCUACCCGGUGAAUUCGCUGGACGAGGCCCUAAACGUUGCGAACCGGGUCCACCGCACCCCGUUGGCUCUCUUCUCGUUCGGCUCCAAAGCGGAGAACCAGAGAGUCCUCAACGAAAUGACGUCGGGCGGCGCGACGCUCAAUGACUCCUUCUUCCACGGCUCACUCAACACGGUCCCCUUUGGCGGCGUCGGCGACAGCGGCUGGGGCGCGUACCGCGGCAAGGCGAGCUUCGACUGCUUCACGCACUUCCGCACCGUCUCGCAGACGCCCUGGUGGGCCGAGAAGCUCAUCGACGUGCGCUACAUGCCGUUCGACAUGGCCAAGCUGCGACGGCUGAACAUGCUGACGGGCCAGAAGCCCAAUUUUGACCGCAACGGCAGGGUGAUCAAGGGCGUUGGGUACUGGACCACGCUAGUGCUUGGGUUGGGCGGAAAGGGCGCCAAAGGUGCGUUCCUACGCUGGAUGGUCGUUCUUCUGGCCUAUUAUCUUUAUACGCAUCGCCUGGGAAGAUGAUUUUUGGAUCGGAUUUACUCUUUUUGGAUCUUCCGCUUUCUCUGGUUCAUCGAUCUAAUGCCAGCUCUGUGUUAUCUAGGAGACGAUGAAUGAUGGAUAUGUAGGAUUAAUUCGCUGUGCAACGGGAAGUUUGGGCUAUCUACUGCUAGGCUUGGGUGCCGCUGAUGGCUCGAGGGAUUGAUAUGGCGACAACUACUCGCGU